AUGGUUCCCGAAGCCUGCGGCUUGGCGUCCACCAUAGUGACGUCAUCGAGGCGCGCCAGAUGCAAAGGAGGAAGGAGACGUGUGGGCCUGAGGAGCCGAGCCGGGAAUCUCUCCCCUCACGGGGAGGGUGCGGCGGUGAGUUUGGACGGGGGAGGAGGCCCCGAGGGCAGAAAUGCUGCGCGGCCCGCCCCCUUCCAUGUGCUGCUGAGCGGAGCUCCUGAGCCCCUGCUCCCGCCGAGGGCUUCCACGGGCCCAGGGGAAGAGGUCCAUGAAGCCCUGGGGAAGAAGGGAGAAGGAGAGCUUCCCUUUUCGCUGAGCCACAGCUCCCUUCCCAGCCGCUCCUGCUGA
Molecule: messenger RNA, 348 nt
Organism: Podarcis lilfordi (Lilford's wall lizard)
Lineage: Eukaryota; Metazoa; Chordata; Lepidosauria; Squamata; Lacertidae
Source: the annotation of a GenBank genome assembly